Messenger RNA from Phialemonium atrogriseum, 1774 nucleotides. RefSeq lists its product as uncharacterized. The transcript has 3 exons. NCBI's taxonomy places the organism in Eukaryota, Fungi, Ascomycota, Sordariomycetes, Cephalothecales, Cephalothecaceae. The record is from RefSeq and is a predicted model, not a curated record. The coding region runs from base 289 to 1590 and encodes 433 amino acids.
AUUCCACUAGCUCUGCAGCUGCUCUCCAUCGUCCUCCCCGUCCACACCAAUGAGAGUCGACGAGCCUCGCCUGUAAUCUCUGUACUUCCUUCAGCUGAAAGCCUCAUCGGGUUCAUAUGGCAACCCUCCCCCAAUUCGUUGCAUAGUACCGUCCUGCUGGACCUCCCCUCCCUGCCUUGCCCAGUCUUGGAUCACCCAGCCCAGCAUCCGCGCCCGCGCUCGCCCGCCAGUUCGUUCCUCGGGACUCUACCGACCGAUAACGCGCCUUUGACUUGGCAAUCCUGGGCUAUGGCCACCAUGAAGCGCGUCUUCGGCCUCGCAGCCUUGGGCUGCGCCAUCGCCGGUGUCGAGUCCAAAUUGCUCUCAUGGGGCGAGGACGAGAUUGAGAGGAGGUGGACGCCGGCUUACGAGACACUGGGGAUCCUUCCGCUGCUCGGCCAGACGCCGAGGCCGACGGAUCCCCCAAGGUUGGAGGACAGGGCCGUGGGCAAGCGGUCCUCGUCGGACAACACCUGCGCCUAUGUCAACGGAGACCCAGAGAUCCCGCUUUAUUGCGCAGCUACGGACCAAUGCGUGUAUAACUCGGUUAACCAUUAUAUCGGUUGCUGUGCCGAUGCUGAGACUAUUUGCCCUGUCUGGACCACGUGCUAUGACAGGACUGAUUCGGCCAGUUUCACGACUGACAAUAGCUUUACCCUUUGGUGCGGUCAAACGUCGUUUCCCUAUUGCAAGCGGCAUCUGUACCAGGACAAAGCGUGGACCGGCUACACUCUCUGGGGGUGCGCCGUCGCGGCGGGGACAGAUACUGUCUACUACACCCCAACCGAGACCGCUAGCCCGACUACCGAAACCUCUCCAACCAGCUCACAUCACACCACAACCACCGGGCAUUCAUCGUCAUCACCGACCCGAACUUCGGCUGGGCCCAACCCGACGUCCGAAACCCCCAAACCGAGUGGCGGCAAGGGCGUCCCCGUCGGCCCUGUCGUCGGAGGCGUCGUUGGCGGCGUCGCCGCCAUCGGCCUAAUCGGUCUAGGUGCAUUCUACCUCAUCCGCUCCAACAGGAAGAACAACAACAACCCACCCACCGGCGCCGCAGCCGGCCAAGGCCCGCCACCCGGCGCCCCCAGCGGCGGCUACGACCCGAACCAGGGCCAGAUGAUGGCCCAGCAGCACGGCGGCUACUACGCGCCGGGCGCCGCCGCCGGCGUCGCCGGGUUCACGCCCGUCGAUCCGCGGGCCAGUAUGCUGAAGCCGCAGGGCUUCGACAACGGGAACAGCCCGCCCGGCAGCCCGACGCCGACGUAUCAGUCCGUGACGACGCCGCCGCCUGCCGGCUACGGGGGCCAGCCGAGCCCCACGUCCACGAACAACAUGGGCUACGCGAUGGCGCCGCAGGACUUCCAGCAACAGCAGCAGCAACAGCAGAUGUAUCACGGCACUCCGCCGCCGCAGCAGGGUUACCAGGCUGCUGGUGCUGCUCCGUACAACAACGGCCAGGGGAACCCGCACUCGCCGCAGGGCCAGGCCUUUGCGGCCGAGCUGCCCACGACGAGGGGCGACGGGCAGGUGAACGAGCUUGCUGGUUGAGGUGCGAUUGUUGCAGACCCCUUUUUUUGGGCGUGGAUAUCUAUAGUUCUGUCCCGUUCUGUCCCUCCCACGUGUGAUCGGUCUGUUCAUGUCCGUUCGGGUUUCCUUGGGGCAUUGUUGGGUCGUUUUUACGGUCGAGCCAUAAUGGCCCCUAUUCACUAGACGAUAGAUAAUCGGAUAUGGG